Molecule: messenger RNA, 9346 nt
Organism: Dermacentor silvarum
Lineage: Eukaryota; Metazoa; Arthropoda; Arachnida; Ixodida; Ixodidae
Product: RAB11-binding protein RELCH homolog
Exons: 24
Coding region: 6-3509 (1167 amino acids)
Biological process (GO): intracellular cholesterol transport
Cellular component (GO): trans-Golgi network; recycling endosome
Molecular function (GO): protein binding
Source: RefSeq, a predicted model, not a curated record
UCUCCAUGGGACGUUAUCAUGGGGUUAUUCGGCCGUCGUCCGUCGAUAUAAUUGACUCCCAACUCCGUGGUAUGGCAGCUGGGCUGACAGCCGAAACGAUGGAAAAUGAUAUUUCGAAGUGCACAUCAUCUCUCGAAACUUCGAUUGUGCCUCCUCUACCGACUGAAUUAGAAAGUGUGCACGACGUGACUAUAGACAAAAUUGCCGCAAAGCUUCUGAAAGACAAUUUCGUUUUGACCGCCUUGGAACUGCAUGCCGAACUCUUGGAAAGCGGCAGGGAACUACCCAGGCUGCGAGACUAUUUUUCCAACCCAGGCAACUUUGAAAAGCAUAGCCACUCGGUUUUUGAUGCUUCACCAGUGCUGCCAAGAACGUCGAGUGUCCAGACAUUUGAUUCUUUGGAUUUCACAAGGUAUUCAGAUGAUGGAGAGAAACAACUGGAUGAAAGAGUUGCUGUUUUAGAAUUUGAGCUUAGGAAGGCUCGUGAAACCAUCAAAAACCUGCGAGCAAACCUAACCGUUGUUACAGAGUCUGAUCCAAAUACUCCUGACAACGGCAGUGAGCACACAACUGUUUCAGAGGAACCUUUGCGCCCUCAUGAGCGGCGAGCUGUCAACUUCCUUCUGAACGAGUACUUACUAAAGCAUGAUUACAAGCUGACAUCCAUCACUUUUUCUGAUGAGAACGAAGUGCAGGACUUUGAGGACUGGGAUGACGUAGGACUGAACAUUCCCAAGCCACCUGAUCUGGUGCACCUGUACCGCAGUUACAACAAGCACUCCCGUCUUUGCUGCGAUGUUGUAGAAUGUCAGGUGCAGACUGACUUUGAAGAUUCAAAUGUGGAGCAACACCUCACAAGCAACUUGGAAGCUCUUGCAGCUGAAAAAGCCGCCCUGGAAGCUGAACUUAACUUAUUAAAGGUGCAUAUGGACAAGACCAACCAAGAAAAUCUUUUGCUUACAGCAGAGCUGGACAAAUUUUUGUUCUCUCGAGCAGAAUUGUCCUUCAAGCCCAGUUUGCCUUUGGAGAUGGCAGUCGACACAUUGUCUGAUGCUGUAGAACCCUGUACCGCGAGCCAAAGUGUGGCUGUAGUCUCACCACACAAGCAGCUGCCAGAGGAAAAGGGCGACUCGGCGGAAAAGCAUAUGCCUCAGGCACUUACGAUAUGUGUGGCUGAUCAAGUGUGUGAUAAAGAGACAUGUGAUAUGUCUGUUGAUGGCAGUGAGAGUGUCAGCAAACCAGAAGAAUCAGAAGUCCUUAAGAGUACAAGGAAGACGUGUCCAGCCUUUCUUGAGGCCCUUAUGAACGUAUGCCAACCACAUUGUGAGUUGUCUGACUCACGCCUUGCAAAAGAUGUGACAGCAGUGGCUUCAUCAGGCGAGGAGGUGGUUCUGAUGCUUGCCCGGUGUCUUCCACACAUUGUGCCUAAUGUCCUGCUGGCAAAACGAGAGGAGCUGGUUCCUCUACUCUUGGCAGCCAUCAAUUUGCAUCCGGAUGCUGCUCAACGUGAUGUCCUUCUGAAUCUGUUAUUCAACCUAACGAAGCGUCCUGAUGAUGCGCAGCGCAGAGUCAUAUUGGCUGGGCUUUUGUCUGUGGCUCAGUGCUUAGGCCCUGAACGAGUUGAAGCUGAGCUUCUGCCACAGUGCUGGGAGCAAAUAAACCAUAAGUACUUGGAAAGAAGACUUUUGGUGGCAGAGUCUUGUGGCUAUCUGGCAUCACAAGUAGCUCCUGAGAUUUGUAGCUCCCUGCUACUGUCCAUGCUACAACAGAUGCUCAAGGAAGAAAAAGAGGACAUGAUCCGUGAGAGGGCUGCACAUAGUUUAGCUGUGCUGCUUGCCUACGUGGAUGACCAAGAUAAGUUUUCUCAGGCAGUUGACCUGGCAUUGCUCGUGGUAGCUGAUGCACAUGCAAGCAUGGCUGAGGUGGCACAGACUGUCUUACUUCCUUCUGUUGCUGCAUGGGCACUAGAAAUAGGCCACCUGGAGGACACGCUGCUUUCCACACUGAUUAAACUUCUUGAAGAUCAUAUAAAGGCCUUGGCAUUGCGAUCAGCUGAUGGCCCAACUGCACUUACACAAGCUGAAGAACAACACUCAGUGCAUCUCAUUAAGGCACUUGGAGCCUUGCUGCCAUUCCUUUUUGUUCGUGUUGUCGAAACUGGCCCCUACAUGAGCCGCUUGAACCUCACAGACAGCUCCUUGAAGAGUUUGUUAGAAGAUGAUAGACUGCCACAACCACAAAGCCCGCUGUUUGACCCAUUCAAAAUCUCAAAUUAUACUUUAAGAAUGCCAGCUGUGGUAGCAGCAUUUGACGAGCACAUUGGACAAGAAUGGUAUAAGACAUGGCCAGCUUUUGACUGGCUCCUCAGCAAAUUCAUUCCCUUCCUGACAGGCAUAGCUGCUCACACAGAACCGUCAAGCCGUGCGACUGUGCAUGCGCUGUCUGGGCUCCUUCUCAGUGUCUGCCAACUUUUUGGUCACACCUUUACUCAAUGCAAAGUAAAGCCUGCCUUUUCUGCAUUGAUUCCUCUCAAUGAGGCCUUCACUCAGGAAGCAAAGAGCAUGUUGACAAGUGCUGUGGGACCUGUAUAUGCAUCUGGCGUCCUGGCAGCUUUCUCUUGUGAGGCUGAUUGCAAGGAGCUGGUGGCCUUCUUGAAGAAUCUUCUGUUUGUAGUGUCACUUUGUGAACUUCCGUUGUCAAGUGUGGAGAGCAUCUUCACUGAGCUUAGCAUGAACAAAAAUUACCAUGAAGUUCUGCUGUUGGUGCUUUGGGAAGGAGUGGUCCAUAACACCGCACUUGUCCGAAGCAAUGCAGGCCGCCUUUUUGAGCUUCUAGUUGGGACUGUGUCCGAUCCAUUGCUGAAAAGUCGUGUGACUCCAGCACUUGUUACUCUUGCAAGUGACCCUGAAAUUUCUGUGCGCAUAGGAACAGUGAGACCGUUCGGAACGAUUUUGGCAACAAGCACUCAAAAAGAUUUGCUUGAUAAAGCAUUCAUGCAGCUGCAGACUUUUCUUGAAGACCCUCAGCACAGAGAUGACCACUCAAUGCAGGCUGAGUUUAUUCAUAUGUUUGCUUCAUUAGGCCCAAAUACGGAACCACGCUUUAGAGACGAAUUCAUCUUACCUCACCUUGCAAUCUUGGCUAUGAGAAACAAUCAGAAUACAAAUGACUCAUCAAGGGUGGAAAUCAUGGAGUUGCUUCUUGAAGCCUACAGUGCGUUGUCUUGCACCUACAUUUCAGAACAUGCAAUCUCUGAUGCAUUCUUACCAGGCUUAAGGUGUUUGUUGGAAGAUGCAAGGCAAGUUGCACCUUGCCAUGAGUCAGCAGUGUCAGCCAUGAUAGCUGACUUUGAAGCCAAAUUGGACUGCUGCAGAGAAAGAACACCAUCACUGAGCUCGCCAAUGGCAAGUAUGGAGGAGAUGAAGCGGAAGAUGACGAAGAUCUUCACUGUGCCUCCUACUAAUGCUCGUUCGAAUCUUCCAAACAUUUUUCAGUUGCGAAAGAAAUGAGCAGAGGCAUUGCUAGUCAAGGCCUACACUGCUGUAAGGAGCUCUUGUUUUGACGAAACCAGUCAUAGCGUCCUUUGUGCACUGUGGAGUGGAGGAGCAUAGUACCCUUUUCUGACUGGCGCUCGCUGGGUGAGCCUCACGCAAACUAAUCUCUGCUGCACUGACUCUAAGAGUAAUGCCAUCUCUGCAUGCAUUUUGGAUGCCACACCUGGCAGUACUGUAGCAAGCAAAAACAAUGUUGUGGGCAACACAAAGAAGUGUUUUUCAGAAGAUAGUCGUGUAUGUUUUGAAAGCCUGCUUCUGUCGCACUAAAUGAGGUUAAUGCAAAAGAAAUCGCUGAAUCUUGCUGAUUUCUUCUUUUUGAUAUUGACAAAGCAAUAUGUCUACAGGCCACCAAGCAACAUACUUUGGACGAGCUCAAGGCAUGAAUCCAAGAUGUGCUUACCGACCAAGCGUGCCAGAGAUUGUUGAAAUCAGUACAGUUGAGCGUGGUUAUAAUGAACAGGUUUAUGUAAAAAUAGUCUGACAUAUCAGGUAAUUCAAUAUACCCGAAUUCGCCUACGCAUGUUUCCAUUUUGUCAAGCGCGCAGACACGCGAGAAGUAUGCCGCGUUUUCCCGACCGACAUGCACAUGUGCGAGUUGCAAGAGAACACCCGUUUCUGUGCCUUUGUCCCAGCCAAGCUACACUACGCAACCGCGGAUAAAGACUAGGUGUAGCAGUUGUAGCAAACAGUAACGGGGAUUAGACCCUGUUGCAGCUUGAUGUUGGCGUUUGAGCCAUGGAAUCCACCAAGCCCAUUGAGGAGUAUAUCUGGUAGUAGAAAUAAGGAAAAUGGUUUAAUUUACAUUAUUUACACUGGCUCCGCGUACGGAAGCCCACUCCAUCAGGAGCACAUUCAACGACUCAGUUCGUCUCAGGUCACGUCAACCUCUCCCUCCUGAAGUCAAGGUGUCUCCUUAUAAAACAUCGAUCUUCCCUAGUUAACCCGACUUGGGAAUCAGAUGACCUUGAUGUGGCCAAUCAGAGGGGUCAUAUGGUUCGCUGAACUCCACCUCCAAUGUUGCACCUUCGAAGCAAGGACGAGGCAAUCCAGAAACAGGGGGUUGACACUCCUUCCACGAAAAUUGGUGACUUAGUUUCUUGCCCUCCACCGGUCAUCUUGCCAGGGUCAGGAAAAUGGCGUUCACGCUAAUCCCCACUUCUAACGAAGGGUGGCGGUUGUGGUCGGUCGCCUCUAAGUGAGCUGCUUGUCCGAACGGCACUGUCGCCGUCUGGGCGACGCUGAUGAAUGGGGUGGCAUCGGGGAAAGCACCCAAAGAAUGGGCACUGCCGAGUUGAGGCGCUUGUUUGCCCGUCUCGUCGGUGUCGGGGACUGUCGCCGUCUGGGCAACGCUGACGAAACGGGCUGCCUUGUAGGGAACGUACAAGUUAUACGCUGGCCCAGGUAGAUACGUAACAACCCGAACGUCUGACUCGUUCUUCAUCUGGUAGCAACUGAGCCAGCAGCCUUCGUGGCCGCUGCUGGAGCCGGACACCAACUUCGGGCAGCAUGCUCGAGCAACGCCGUCGCGACCAGGAAGCAGUUCCAUCACCAGUGUCAGCUUCCGCAGGAUAGGCGGCGAAUCGUCGUCGUGCACCAGGACGAAGUGUCCAACUUGAAGUCGUGGUGGCAGCUUCGUUGUCACCUCAUGUGCAGAGCGCAGAAGCAGCAAGUACACUAUUGCACGCCUAAAUGCAAACACUGGACGCUAGCCACGGAUCACUGAACUAGCAUAUUGAGCAGAAGUGCAAACACUGGACGCUAGCUAUGGAUCGCUGAGCUAGCACAUUGAGCGGCAGUUCAACUGAUGGCAGGAGCAGUUCAAGUGACAACCUGAACAGCAAUGCAGAUGGUGACUUGGUGAUCGAUCGAGGUGAUAAUCUGAGUAGCAAUGUUUGUGUUGGCUAGAAUGGUAACGAUCAGCGUCAGUUCCUGUCAUUGCCUGGGGUAGGCUUUGCUCUGCGAGUUCCAAAUACCAAGUCCUUUCAGCUGUAGCGUAUGUCUUGGGCAUCGUAAUGUAUCUGAUGCUGGCUUGUCGUCAUUCGCAUUUCUACUUGUUGCUGCAUCGGCAGUGGCCUUCCACCGCAGAUGCCCUUGUGGCUCAAUGUAGCAUUUGUGCAAUAUGUGUGUUUCCUCUUGUGUUGAGCUUCACUGGACCACUGCGCGUCAGCGUUCAUUCCGGAAGAGCGGCGCUUGUACACCUGCUUCUUGACGUAGUUGCAUAUUGUCAUGCUUGCACUAGUCGUUGAAUUACCGUCCGGAGUACAUGAAACCAUCGUUGGCAAUGACCUUGAGCCUCAUCUGUUACGCUUAUUUUAGCAUUUCUUAGCCUUGGGAGACUUUGUCGGCACAUAGUCUCUGGGAGGCUCUCCAGUAUCAAAGACCAGAGACGUGCUUUGUGCAGUUUAACCUUGGGAGAAUUUGUGGAGGGUUCCCUGGACCGUCCAUCGAAAACGGGUUUUCACAGCAGUAACUUGAGGCGAUAAUCAAGAUAUCUGGUCGGUUACAACAUCCCAGUAGAAGUCGGAGCCUAUCAGGAUGCAGAUCUCGCUCUCCCGGAAAGUCUUCGCCUCGGAGCGUGCAUCAGCAGAAGCAAGACCGUGGUGUGUCAUCAUGGUGAUGAUUGCACCAUCCACCGGUGGGCUGGUUACCGCAGAGAUUUCCGGCACUUCGAGGGCAUCUACAGUGGUCUCGUUGGUACUGUACUGGCUUUGGAGUGUGACGGACUCUUGGUUACAUAUAAGGGUCACAGGUCGAUGUGUUUUCCCGAAGGUGAGUAGGGUGAGGCGCUCAAUGCCUUGAACCGGGCAAUUGAGUGCUCGAGAAACGUCCUGCCGAACGAAAGUGCGCUGACUGCCCAUGUCUAGCAGGAACCGCAGCAAAAUUGACCUAGCUGGUACAACAGUCCAAGUUCUGCCCAUCUGUAGGAAUUCCGGCAUGAGACCGGUGCCACUCGUGGACACAGAUGUUGCAUGAGGUGGUGUGUCGAUGGACUCCGGCCCGCUUGUACUUUACACUGACGGCGCAGACGCGUUGCCCAGACACUUUGCCUGAUUUUGCGUCGGAGUACACACAUUGCACAGCGACGUAAAGUGUUGUCCAGCACAGUGGGCGCAUUGCAAAUUUUUGGCGCUUCGACAUUCACUGGCAACGUGGUUGCGCUUGGUGCAGCGGAAGCAAUGCCUGCACGUCUGAAGCCUCCUGCGUCUUUCUUCGGAAGUGAGUGAUCUGGACCGCGAUUUUGUAGCGGUGCCUUAUGACAUAUUCUAUACUAGUUUUAUCAUCCACCGCUCAUGACCGGCUGAUUCCGUUGAUAAUGCGAGCGGACUGUCGCUCUGACCACUGACAAAGCGCGAUAAGUGCGAAAAGGCAUUAUUACUGGAAAAGCAUUGCUACAAAAUACUGGCCCUGGAGCGUUCCUGAACUGUAUGGUCCGACGCGUUGCACAGGAGGCAGGGACACGUGUACAGCGAGCUUACUUCAGUUGACAGAGCCGCUGCAGAGGGCAGGUUUAGCUCCAGAGGUCACGAUUUGCGUGGAUGAUGCCGCUGGCUUGCAGAUGAUUUGGCUUGGUCGACGGCGCCUUCCUCCCUCGCCUCGACUUGAAUCCGUAGGAAGCUCAUCAGAUGUUUUACUUGCUGGGACUUGUCUUCUGUAACCGCUGCCGUGUCAUUGUGGUUCGACCAAGAAGCCUCCUUCAACCAGUGACGGUACAGGAUACCAAAGCCAGGUGGUAAGGCCUUCAUGAUGACGCAUCGCUGAACAGCAGCAUACUCACCUGGUGAAACGCCAAGGCCCUCCAGUGCGCUUGUGUGGAAAGUUAUCUCAUCAUAGAGAUUUUGAAGCUUGUCAAGACCUGUUGAACUGCGAAUGGGUGCUAUUGUAAGUAGGUGGGCCAGAUGGUCAUUGACCAGCAUGUUACGGCGGCUGAACCGUUCGAACUCGAUGAGCUCCACCUGCUUCGCUAAGACGAGCUCGAGGUGCUGGUGCAGCACCUGUACAGGGGUGGCCUCAGCUGACAGCAGGGCGUCAAUCGUAGAAAUGGCCUUGGUGAGGGCCCUCCGGACGAAGCCACGCUUGGUGCAGAGUAGCUCCAUUGCCUGAACGCGAGGGUCAGAUGACGGGUUUCGGCACCACUUGUAAUGUAGCAAACAGCGACGGGGAUUAGACCUGGACCCGGACGUCUGACUCGUGCUUCAUCUGGUAGCAACUCAGCCAGCAGCGCCUGUGGCUGCUGCACGUGCUCGGCGCACCUUCUUUAUUUGCAACAGCAGUCACAGAACCGCGCUCAUGAUUAGGAGGUCCGUAGUUCAAAUGCCUGUAUGACCGGCUUUUUUUUUUCAUUUUUUUGUUUUAAAUUGUAAUAUUAUAUCAUUUUGCCCUUCUACUUCUGCAGUAGUUUUUUUACCCAAGCUUCUCCACGAGGCCUGACAGAGGGUUCCUGCCAAGGGGAGCAAAGAGACCUGGCGUGAACCGCUGGGGUUGUGGCUUAGGUAGAUGCCACUUUAGCGGCCGCAGACCAGUGAUUAAUGACACGUUGUCACUGCGAUUUUGUUGUUUUAUAUGCUUCCCCACUACGGACUCAGUAUUGGCUUCAGUGAACCCAUUUAAACAAAAGUUAACCACUGGUUCUCGCGUAGUGCACAUUGCCAUAGGCUAGGGAUGAACAGAGCAAAGCAUGUAUUCCUCCGUAGUACUUAGGCAUAGUCCCCAAAUUUCUCUCUCACACUCACACAUGCACACAAAUGUCGGGCAAAGUCAGUGCAGCUGUUGCAUGUCUGCGCCAUUGACGAAACAGAAAUACGCCUAUAAUGAACUUAAACGAGCAUUUGUGGUGUACUUAUUACAUACGCAUUUUUUAUCUUCAAUGGAGAAAAGAAGCAUGGAAAUAAUAAAUUUGUUUAGAACAAAACUACACAUAAUUUUUGCCUGUGCCUUAUACUGUUUCUCAGUGUCACUAAGAAUAGGUGACUCGAUAGGAGCUCACAUCAAUACGUUUCUGAUAUGCUUUUGCAUGCUUCCAAGCAUUCUCGCACGCAUGGUCGAAAAUAAAAAUAAAUAAAUAAAUGAAAUAACUAUUCUGAACACUGCAUUUGUAGCAUGCAAGGGCCUUUAUGCCACUGGCAGCAGAGGCACCUAUUUCAUAUCCUUUGUCCAGUUCGUUAUGAGCAAUAUACUUUACAUGAGUAUAGAUCAGUAAAUUUCUUGUGUUCAAUAUAGAGAAUAUAGUUAAUUUUAUCUGGAUAUUUUAUAUAUGCAUUCGACUGUCUGUUUAUUUCCUGAAUGACUAUAAACUUAUAGGCAGUGCUGCGACCUAUAGAAAAUUUCAGAACAGUGUAAAGUAUUUUUGUCUGUUGUAGAAAACAAAAUUUGUUUUAAUAAAGUUGGCUUAUAACUCUGUAAAUUAGAAAUUUACAAGAGAAAUCUAAAUAUUAGGAUGUUUCAAAACUUAUUGAGAAGAGCAGUUCAUGUUUGUCCAACAUAGCCAUUCCUGAUCAAUAGUGAACCGUGCAUGUAGCACAGGUGCCUUCAAUGUGCAGGAAUGGAUAAGCCAAGUGGUUUGUGGUGUGUUUGAGUGAACUUGUGGAGAAUGGCGGAAGGCAGCUCUCGCCUUGCUCCUCACGCCUGCACUGCUACUGUCGAUACCUACAGCUGGCACGGCGACGACAUAGCCAACUCAAGCUAAAGCUCUAAGCUAAAGCACGACACUUGCAUGUUCCCACAAAUUUUUCUACAUAUAUAUGUGUGUUCAACCUUAUGAAUAGUUAGCCUCAGUUUAUUGGUAUGUGUUUAUC